Messenger RNA from Penicillium pulvis, 1062 nucleotides. RefSeq lists its product as uncharacterized. The record is from RefSeq and is a predicted model, not a curated record. Lineage: Eukaryota; Fungi; Ascomycota; Eurotiomycetes; Eurotiales; Aspergillaceae. The coding region runs from base 1 to 1062 and encodes 353 amino acids. The transcript has 2 exons.
AUGGCAACAACCCUAAAAGAAUUUGCUCAAUUAGAGCCCCUCUGGGACAAAGCAAUUCAGUCCCCAGGAGAUAUCUCAUUAGGGGAGAAAUACUUGCUGAUGGAAUGGCCGCCCCAAGACGAGAUGCAAGCUAACGCCAAUAAAUACCUGGGCAUGUCGGUGGAAGACUUGUUUCGAAAGGCUAGCGGAGACCCUCACUCCCUGACAUACCCGGAAUGUCGUCUCAUUCGCGAUAACUUCCGCAUUAUUGGAAUCCUCGACCAGGGUGAUCGAUUCUGUUGGCGGCGGAAGCGUCCCGACCUUUACACUAAGAGAAAUCAGGCCCGAGAGGCUGUGUUAACAUCAACUGAGCUAUAUGCCGUCCAAGCUGUGGAUGAACUAUUCUAUCAAAAAGAAGAAGAGGCCUUUGAGGCAAAUGAAGAAAAGCGACAGCAAAAACCGCCACGACAUAUGCCGCGAGAGUGGGUACAAAAGAUCAUUGAUCGAACAGACGAUAAGAGCUGGGGUUACGUUUUCUAUCAUCCUAAGGGUAUGGCCGGAUGGGAUGCGCUUAUGGAAUUAUUUAAGGGCGUUUUUGAGAUGCCCUUGUAUUUCAACGGGUAUGAAGAAAUACACGAUUUCAAAUUCGCUCAAUUCAUCCCAGUUGAGACAGAAGAGGCAGAAAUAGGAUAUUUGAAGCAGGAAUUUCUAAGCCGUCGUGAGAGAGGUGACCUAAAACCUGGUGUUAUGAAAAAUGUGUUCUUCUUCAUAACGGAUGAAGAUCUUUUAUCUUGUGGCACAUACGGCCCAGAUCAGUUUUAUGGACAUCUUUUGGCGAUCGAUCCCGACUGGCCUUUAUCAAGACUUGAUGAAGAUGAUGAUGGUUAUAAUGGCCAACUUAAAAUCAAUAUAGCGCUAAUAUUCUACCGAUUCUACGAAUUCAUGUCCAUGGAGUAUUCACUGAAGGAUAUUUGGCGGGAUUUCCAUUUCGUGAAUUCUAAUAAGCUAUACCCAGCCUCCUGGGGGGAGCUAGAAGCUUGGUGCAUUACGCACCUUGAUCAGCCUGUAUGGCCUUGGAAUUGA